This is a messenger RNA of Nanorana parkeri, 1740 nucleotides long. RefSeq names its product E3 ubiquitin/ISG15 ligase TRIM25-like. Gene Ontology annotation, molecular function: protein binding; zinc ion binding. The record is from RefSeq and is a predicted model, not a curated record. The coding region runs from base 1 to 1740 and encodes 579 amino acids. NCBI's taxonomy places the organism in Eukaryota, Metazoa, Chordata, Amphibia, Anura, Dicroglossidae. The transcript has a single exon.
AUGGCGUCUGCUGAUCUAAGAGAGGAGCUGGAGUGCUCCAUCUGUCUGAGCAUUUACGCGGAUCCUGUAAACCUAAAAUGCGGACACAAUUUCUGCCGAGAGUGUAUUGAUCGCGUGCUGGAUAAACAAGAGAAGUCUGGAGAAUAUUCCUGCCCUGAAUGCAGAGAAGGUUUUACGAAACGUCCUGCACUGCAAAAGAACAUAACUUUGUGUAACAUAGCGGAACGUUUUUUGUCCCUUCCGCCAAGCCAAGAGGAAGUGGGGGUCUCCUGUACUUAUUGUGCUGUCAUUCCAGCAUGCGCUGUUAAAUUCUGUCAGCUGUGUGAAGCCUUUCUCUGUGAAAAACACCUAAAGGUCCACAGCAAGUCGCAAGCACAUGUCUUAUCUCACCCCAACACUUUCCUGGGGACUAGAACAUGCACCAUCCAUAAGAAGAUCCUGGAGUAUUACUGUAUGGAGGACGCUGCCUUUAUAUGCAUGUUUUGUAGGCAGGAUGGAAAACACCAGGGGCAUCAGGUGGAGAAGCUGGAUGAGGCUUCAAAAAAGAAAAAAUACAAAUUGAGUAAUAUUCUGCAGAAAAUGAAGACAAGGAAAUUAGAAGCUAAGAAGAGGAUCCAAAGUCUGCAGGAAAUCAACAGAAAAGCACAAGAUAAUGCAGCUGAUGAAACCAAGAGAGCCACUUCCCUGUUCAGAGACAUCAAGACACAGCUGGAAGAACUGGAGAAGAAAGUCCUGAGCGAGAUCUCCCGGCAGGUGGAGCAGGUCUCUGUCUCAGUUUCUGAUAUGAUCCAGCUAUUGAAAAUUAAGGAGGAUGAGCUGUUCAGCAAGAUGUGUUACAUAGAAGAGCUGUGUUGCAUUUCUGAUCCAAUAACUGUCUUGCAGGAAUCAGACAUGGGUCUCUUGCAUGAUGAUGAUGAAGAAAAAUGGAGAGUUGAUAGACACCUCCAUGAUGGAGGUGAUCUGGAUGUGGCUAUCAUUUCAACCACAUUGCACACAGGUUUGUCUGAUAUUUUGACUGGGAUUCUGGUCCAGAACCAUAAAGAUACACGGCUUUACCCAGGUUCUACUGUAGAGGACAAAGUUCACUUCAAGGCCACUGAACCAUCCAGGUCAGUGUCUGAAACGAACUCAAGCAAACUGCUCAAACAGCAUCAGGCUGGAAGACCAAGUUUUGAGUCUGUACAUAAAAAACCUGGACCGUUGGAGAAAGAUGACAUAUCACUGGAUAUAAAUACUGCUGGUCGUUACAUACAUAUAACUGAUGACAGGAAAACUGCUUCCUGGUCACCAAACCAGAAUUACCCAGAAAAACCAGAAAGAUUUCAGGAUCAGCCUCAGGUUUUAAGCAGUUGGCCUUUCCUCUCAGGGCGACAUUACUGGGAAGUGGAUGUCAGCUGGUCACAGAGGUGGAUAGCUGGGAUGUGUUAUCCCAGUAUAGCCAGAAAAGGUGAUCAGUCACUCAUUGGAAAUAAUAACAAGUCCUGGUGUUUGGAAGGGUGGGAUGGUCGGUGUUCAGUCAUACAUGACAAUGAAGUGAUACAGUUGCCUGAUAGUAUCUCUAGUAAUCAAUUCAAGAUAUAUCUGGAUUACGAGGGAGGGCAACUAUCCUUUUAUGAUCUGUGUUACCCAUUCCAACACUUGCACACCUUCACUGCCAUCUUCACUGAGCCUCUCCAUGUUGUGAUAGCUGUAGGAGAAGAUGGCAGAAUAAAGAUAUCUGGGGUAAAUUCGGACAUGUGA